Cuculus canorus (common cuckoo) is the source of this 2424-nucleotide messenger RNA. RefSeq names its product somatostatin receptor 2 (gene SSTR2). Gene Ontology annotation, biological process: cellular response to estradiol stimulus; cellular response to glucocorticoid stimulus; neuropeptide signaling pathway. Gene Ontology annotation, molecular function: somatostatin receptor activity; neuropeptide binding. The record is from RefSeq and is a predicted model, not a curated record. Lineage: Eukaryota; Metazoa; Chordata; Aves; Cuculiformes; Cuculidae. The coding region runs from base 133 to 1248 and encodes 371 amino acids. The transcript is spliced from 2 exons. Gene Ontology annotation, cellular component: neuron projection; membrane.
CCGAGCGGAGCGGAGCCGAGCGGAGCGGUGGGCGCUGGCGGCUCUCCCCGCUGCUCCGGGCACGCAGCAGAGCCAAAGAAAGAUGACAUCUCAGCUCCUGUGAGCCAGCAGUGCCCAGGGACCAGCAGAGCCAUGGAGUUGGAGUACGAGCUGCCCAAUGCCACCGCAUUCUGGUUCUCCCCAGCUUCCCCCUUCGACAACUUCUCUGUGGAGGCACCCUCGAACGCAUCGCAGAACGCCACGGGCCAGCACUUUGACCUGACCAGCAACGCCAUCCUCACCUUCAUCUACUUCAUGGUCUGCAUCAUAGGGCUGUGCGGCAACACACUGGUGAUAUAUGUCAUCCUUCGUUAUGCCAAGAUGAAAACCAUCACCAACAUCUAUAUCCUCAACCUGGCCAUUGCAGACGAGCUGUUCAUGCUUGGCCUGCCCUUCCUGGCCAUGCAGGUUGCCCUGGUACACUGGCCCUUUGGCAAAGCCAUCUGCAGAAUCGUCAUGACAGUGGAUGGGAUCAACCAGUUCACCAGUAUCUUCUGCUUGACUGUUAUGAGCGUUGACCGGUACCUGGCUGUCGUCCAUCCCAUUAAAUCUGCCAAGUGGAGGCGGCCCAGGACAGCCAAAAUGAUCAAUGUAGCCGUUUGGGGCGUCUCCCUGUUGGUGAUCAUGCCCAUCAUGAUUUAUGCUGGGGUCCAGAAUAAUCAUGGCAGGAGUAGCUGCACCAUCAUCUGGCCGGGAGAAUCAGGUGCCUGGUACACAGGCUUCAUCAUCUAUGCCUUCAUCCUGGGUUUCCUGGUGCCUCUCACAAUUAUCUGCCUUUGCUACUUGUUCAUCAUUAUCAAAGUCAAGUCCUCGGGCAUCAGAGUGGGCUCUUCCAAGAGGAAAAAGUCUGAGAAGAAAGUUACCAGAAUGGUCUCCAUCGUGGUUGCUGUCUUCAUCUUCUGCUGGCUCCCCUUCUACAUAUUCAAUGUCUCUUCAGUAUCCAUCCUGAUCGUGCCCACACCUGUCCUCAAGGGAAUGUUCGACUUUGUGGUUGUCCUUAGUUACGCCAACAGCUGUGCCAACCCCAUCCUUUAUGCCUUCCUGUCCGACAACUUCAAGAAGAGCUUUCAGAAUGUCCUCUGCCUGGUCAAGGUCAGUGGCAUGGAUGAGGCAGAUCGGAGCGACAGCAAGCAGGACAAAUCCAGGCUCAAUGAGACCACAGAAACCCAAAGGACCCUGCUCAAUGGUGACCUGCAGACGAGCAUCUGAGAGGAUAGCGGGGUUGUCCUUCCUUCGCUCUCCUCUCACCACCUGCUCCCAACUGGCAGUGACAUGUAUGGAGUCGGGGCAGGAGUGCCAGUUUAGGGGAUGGCGGUGCGGACACAGAUGGGUGGUGAGGGUCCUUGGCUGGGCUCCUCCGGAACUGCUGGCAGGUUGGCUUUCAAGUGCUGAGAAGGAUACGGAUCAAGAGAUGCUGCCUCACCAGAAAGACAAAGACAACUUGUAGCAAUGCAGUGCAUUUUAAACACCAAAGUGCUACCAUGGGCCACAGCCAUCGCUGAGAUGGCUUUGCUGGUGUCACCCUGGGGGCUAGUUGGCUUUGGGUGCUCUGCCCCAGAACGGAUGCUUGCACAUGGACACACACAGAGCGAGGUGACCUCAGGAGGAACCAAGGCCACAGGCAUGUGCCAACACAUGUGCCAUUAUGGAGAUGCACCGCCUUAUAGCAGAAACCUGGUGGGAGCUCCCUGGAGAGUCCGAGCACACUCCCACAGCCACCUUCCCCGAGGAGACAAGGAUAUUUGGGGCUGCGUUUUGCCCAGCUUAUGAGUUACUCCAUCACCUCCCUGCUGCCAUUUGACUGCAUCAGCUGCAAAAGCUGUCCUGCCCAGAGGUUGCACACCGGGAUGGAGGCGUCCAUCCUGCGGGAAGCAGCUCUGUCACCUCUGCAGCUCUGUCACCUCUGCAGCUCCUCUGGUUCCACCAUGCUACUACCCUGCCUGCUCCAGCCCCACCAUCUCCCACUGCAGGAGACCCCAUUCCCUUCUCCUGCUAUGACGUCACCUGCCCACAGGUUUUCUCCUCGGAUGAAGGAUUUCUCCAGUAGCCGCAUCUGCUCCGUGGUCAGUUCCAGGCUGUGCCGGCAGCUGAGACCGCUGCUGUCCCCAGCGAGCUGUGGCCAGGCUGGUUGAGCAGCCACAGCACCAUCACCUGGCACCAGUCUCUGGUGGGAAAUCCUUGGAAGCAUUUAAAGAGCAGAAAAACACUGUAGGGGGUUGGAGCACCCUGACACCAGCUGCAGCACAUCCCACUGCCAAUGGCUCCCACACCUGGGUGACACCUGGGCUUAUUCUGCCCUGGCCACAGCUCUGAGGAUCGCUGGGGCUGCUGGCCCCACGGUGCACAGGGAGCGAGCAUCGCCCGGUGACAGCCCUGCUCCUUCCA